Molecule: messenger RNA, 1341 nt
Organism: Pedinophyceae sp. YPF-701
Lineage: Eukaryota; Viridiplantae; Chlorophyta; Pedinophyceae
Source: the annotation of a GenBank genome assembly
AUGCUCGGCGUGUGGCGGCGUGCGUCGCCCGCUCUGGCCAAGGGCCUGGCCGCUGGCUGGCCGACGACGGUGGCGGGGCCCGUGGCGGUCGCGGAGGCCUGGGCGCCCGCGACGGGGUCGGUGCUGCAGCGGCUGGGCGCGCGGUGCUUCGCGUACGACCCGAACAAGCGCGACAAGCCGCACUUCAACAUCGGGACCAUCGGCCACGUAGACCAUGGCAAGACCACGCUCACCGCAGCGAUCACCAAGGUGCUCGCCGAGAAGGGCCAGGCGACGAUGCAGGCAUACGACAUGAUCGACAAGGCGCCCGAGGAGAAGGCCCGCGGCAUCACUAUCUCCGCAGCCCACGUGGAGUACGAGACCGACAAGCGGCACUACGCGCACGUGGACUGCCCCGGGCACGCGGACUACGUCAAGAACAUGGUCACCGGCGCCGCGCAGAUGGACGGCGCGAUCCUCGUCGUCGCCGGCACCGACGGCCCCAUGCCGCAGACGCGCGAGCACAUCCUGUUGGCGAAGCAGGUCGGCGUGCCCUCGGUCGUGGUCUUCCUGAACAAGUGCGACGAGGCGAAGGACCAGGAGCUGCUCGAGCUCGUCGAACUCGAGCUGCGCGAGCUCCUGAGUCAGUACGGGUAUGACGGGGACUCGGUGCCCAUCGUGCGGGGGAGUGCGCUGUGCGCGCUCGAGGGGCGGGAACCGGAGCUCGGCGCCAACGCCGUCACGAAGCUCAUGGAGGCGGUGGACAGCUACAUCCCGGACCCCGUGCGCGCGCUGGACAAGCCGUUCACGAUGCCGGUCGAGGACACCUUCCAGAUCACGGGCCGCGGGUGCGUCGUGACGGGCCGCAUCGAGACGGGCGUGAUCAAGCCCGGGGAGGAGAUCGAGAUCAUGGGCGCGGGGAUGGCGCCGAUCAAGACGACGUGCACGGGCGUGGAGAUGUUCCGGAAGAUGCUGGAGCAGGGGCAGGCGGGCGAGAACGUCGGGCUGCUGCUGCGCGGCGUCAAGCGGGAGCAGGUGUGCCGCGGGAUGGUGGUGUCCAAGCCCGGGACGCUCAAGGCGCGCACCAAGUUCGAGGCCGAGAUGUACGUUCUGUCCCAGGACGAGGGCGGCCGCCACAAGCCCUUCUUCGACAACUACCGUCCGCAGUUCUUCCUGCGCACGGCCGACAUCACGGGCGACAUCAAGCUCAAGGGCGACGCGAAGAUGGCCAUGCCCGGCGACAACGUCACCAUCGAGGUCGAGCUGAUCCAGCCGUCGGCUCUCGAGGAGGGUUUGCGCUUUGCGGUGCGGGAGGGCAAGCGCACCGUGGGCGCGGGGGUCAUCAGCAAGGUCUUCGACUGA